UUCGACUGUCAAAACCGGAAAAAUUCUCACGUCAAACGUUACAAUGCAAAACGGACAAAUUUCAGACAAAGAUAAAAAGAAAAUAAUAUUGAGCAUCACAAAAUUCCUCAACGAGGAAAAAACAAGGGACGAAUAUCAAAACAGCGACAGAGACUCCUUCGAUGUGGCCGUCCAGUGUCUGGAAGACAUCUUCAAGAUAGAUAACGAGACCAGAGGUUCGCUCGCUGAUGAAGUACCGGAUCUGAGGGAACUCUUCCCCGUAGAAGAUGUUAACGUAUCCCAAGAAGACGAGUUAAAAGCGGAGGAGUUCAAAAACCGGGGAAACACCUUGAUGACGGACAACGAAUUCAAGAAGGCCGUCGAGGAGUACACCCAGGCCAUAGCUCUGAACCCGAAGAACCCUGUAUACUUCUGCAAUAGAGCCGCGGCUUACAACAAGGCAGAACAACCUCUGAACGCCAUUUUAGAUUGCAAAACUGCCAUCAAACUGGAUCCCAAAUACAGUAAGGCCUACGGUAGAUUAGGCAAGGCGUACUCAGAGAUAGGUUUGACCAAGGAGGCACACGAGGCUUACCUAAACGCUCUGAAAUACGAUCCGAGCAACGAAAUGUACCAGGAGAACUUGAAGUAUCUUGACGUCUGUCAAGGGAAUGACCAGCAGCAGAAUGCUGGAUUGUUCAACAACUCGGCUCUGUUCAAGAUUAUUCUGCAGCUCAUGGAGAACGAUUCGUUCAAGGAAAUACUGGAGAAGCUCACGACUAACGAGAGCGAUUCGCCUUAUAUCAACAACCUCCUGCAGAUGGGACAGGUGCUGGUCAAUAGACUGCAAGGUGCCGAGCCUCUACCCCAAUUCCAGAGAAACCCAUAGCUAUUUUGAAUUUCAUGUUAUCCCUUUGGUGUAUUCAUUUGAAAUAUAUAACUUCAU
Molecule: messenger RNA, 925 nt
Organism: Harmonia axyridis
Lineage: Eukaryota; Metazoa; Arthropoda; Insecta; Coleoptera; Coccinellidae
Product: small glutamine-rich tetratricopeptide repeat-containing protein beta-like
Exons: 1
Coding region: 44-868 (274 amino acids)
Biological process (GO): post-translational protein targeting to endoplasmic reticulum membrane
Cellular component (GO): TRC complex; membrane
Molecular function (GO): molecular adaptor activity; protein binding
Source: RefSeq, a predicted model, not a curated record